UAUUUUUGUAAAAAUUCAAAUCCAUUUCCAGGAACAUGAAAAUUAUAUAGACCUCGUUAUAGACUUCCGCAAAAUCUAUUACAAAAAACAGCUGAUCAAAAAAUUUAGUGGUAGAAUUUACCGGCUGAGAAGAAGAAGAGCGUGCGCAGAUAAAAUGCACAGAUUGUGUCAAAAAUUAGUGCAUGUAUCACGCAUUUCCUCGGCAAGAUACCUAACCGAUUACGGAGGUAAAGAUUUUAACGAUGUGGUAAUUGUUUCUGCGGUACGUACGCCCAUUACCGGCUUUAAUGGUAAUUAUCACGCCUUACCAGUGGCCAAGUUGGGAGCUGUUGCUAUUGAUGCAGCGCUCAAACACGCGGCUGUACCGCCGGAAUCGGUGCAACAAGUUUAUUUUGGCAAUGUCUUAGCUGCAGGAGUUGGGCAGGCGCCGGCGCGUCAAGCUACCCUCUUAGCCGGUUUAUCCAAACGUGUUUGUUGCACAACAGUGAGCGCCUCCUGUGUAACUGGCAUGAAAACAAUUAUGUUUGCCGCCCAAGCUGUUAGAUUAAGACUAGCAGAUGCCGCCAUAGCAGGUGGCAUGGAGAGUUUAUCGAAUGUACCUUAUUACAUGCCAAGAACCCAUCUUCACCUUGGAGAUUUCACUAUGCAAGAUGGUUUAGUUUCAGACGGUGUACCGGAGGAGUUUAAGAAUAAAUUUCCCAAAACUCCUGGAGUCACGAAAGAAGAUUUCAUUAACUAUGCAAAAGAAUCAUACAUGCGUAUGCGUAAAGCGUCUAGAGCUGGAUUAUUCGAUUUAGAAUUGGUGCCACUACGAAUAAUGCAGCACUCCAGGAUACCGCUCAUGGUGACUGAAGAUGAAGAGCGACCCCUGCUAAGUAUUAUGGAUGAGUUGACAAACUAUAAUGAAAAAAUGUCACCAAUGAUGGGUGAUGGUGCAUCCGCAUUGGUGUUAACUACAAACGAACGGGCUAUGGAAUGGAAUAUUAAGCCGUUAGCUCGAAUAAUUGCAUAUAACGAGUCAAAAACGGAUGAUUGCGAUGUUUCAACGGCGCCCACGCUGGCUAUAAAGCGUUUAUUACAUCAUACUAAUUAUACAGUAAAUGAUGUUUCGCUGUGGGAGUUGGACGACUCAAUUUCAGCAGUGCCGCUGACCGUAAUUAAAGAAUUAGAGUUAAAUCCCGAAAAAGUAAAUGCGCAUGGUGGAGCUGUGUCUUUGGGUAAUCCUAUAGCAAUGUCAGGCGCACGUUUAGUAACACAUCUGGCACAUGCAUUAGAUCCCGGACAAAUAGGCUGUGCAGCGAUAACAAAUGAAACUGGAAAUGCAUCUGCGCUAUUAAUCGAAAAAAUUUCGUAUAAUGAAGAAGAAAAUAAGAUUCCUCAUUUAACAUUGUAUACCAAGGAUAACUGUGCAUUGUGUGAUGAACUAAUAAAUGAAAUGGAAAUAUAUUUUGACGGCCAAUAUACGAUAGAGAAAGUAGACAUCACAAAAAAGGAAAAUGUACGAUUUUUACGACUAUAUCGUAAUGAUAUUCCCGUGCUUUUCUUCAAUGGGCAGUUCCUCUGUAUGCAUAAAUUAAAUGUGAAUCUUUUAGGCAGAAAAAUGGAAAAGUUGCGAAUGAAAAAUACGGACGGAACAAAUAUUCAAUAAUAUAAAAAUUUUUAGCUAUAUUUUUAUAAGUUGCUCAAAUUAAAUUUCCCGUACUAAAUAAAACUCGGAAAA
This is a messenger RNA of Bactrocera latifrons, 1720 nucleotides long. RefSeq names its product acetyl-CoA acetyltransferase, mitochondrial. Bases 155 to 1648 code for a protein of 497 amino acids. The record is from RefSeq and is a predicted model, not a curated record. Gene Ontology annotation, biological process: fatty acid beta-oxidation. Lineage: Eukaryota; Metazoa; Arthropoda; Insecta; Diptera; Tephritidae. Gene Ontology annotation, molecular function: acetyl-CoA C-acetyltransferase activity. The transcript has 3 exons.